Molecule: messenger RNA, 6798 nt
Organism: Lepisosteus oculatus (spotted gar)
Lineage: Eukaryota; Metazoa; Chordata; Actinopteri; Semionotiformes; Lepisosteidae
Gene: srfb
Product: serum response factor b
Biological process (GO): positive regulation of transcription by RNA polymerase II
Molecular function (GO): DNA-binding transcription factor activity, RNA polymerase II-specific; serum response element binding; protein dimerization activity
Source: RefSeq, a predicted model, not a curated record
UCUCUUUAUAUGGAGGAAAGUAGAUCGCUACCUACGGUAUCCGUCCACGGGGAGCGAGUUGAAAUAAGCGAAUUUAGCCGGUUCCCCCUCGGCGCCGGCGCCGUCUGAAAGCGAGUUAGGUGAUCCGGAGGACGGGUAGGAGCGUCGGCUGCCAUCCCGGGCGCGCUGGCGGGCUCCCCGGCAGUGUUUUAAUGUGGGGACUACGUGACAUGGCGGAGUGAUGCGUAGGGCGUGAUCCGCGUUUUCCUUUUGGAGAAAGUGCAGCGAGUUUUGGAAAUAGAGGAGGUUGAGCUUGACUGAGCCGGGGGUGAGGGGUCUUAUGGGGGGCAGCAUCACUUCUGAAACUUAACUUCUCCCGUUAUAAGGGGACGUCGGAGCCUUUCUGACUUUCCGGACCGCUGUUUUCUUUUUUUUUUUUUUCUUCUCCUCCUCUCCCUCCCUUCCCCCGUUGACCACCUCGCUGGCCGGUGUAUGUGCUUUGCUGUAACAAGACGAGCACGCACGGGCCCCAGCGAGCGGCUGGCUUUCUUUAAAGACACCCCCGGGGGCAGCAGAGUAUAAUGUUACCGAGCCAGGCUGGGUCGGCACCAGCUGGAAACGGGUCGUCUGCGGGCCGGGGCAACACGGGUCACAGCUCGGGGGCGGCCGGGAGCGCGCUGCGCCCGGGUCUGGGCAGGACGGGGUUAAUCGGAGUGGCGGCCGGGGUCAGCGGCAACGGCGGCGGGGUGGGACGGUCGGGGGACGGGGCAGGGAUGCUGGGGGGCAACGGGGCAGGGGGAGGCUCCCGAGGAGGGUCCCGGCCGGGCAACGGGGCAGGGCUGGCCGGGCUGCAGGGGACUGGAGUAGGGGGCAUCGGGGGAGUGACGCCCGCCGUCGGGAUGCACGGGGCCGGGAGGUACGAGCCCGAGCGGGACAGCACGCCUCAGGUGUACAGCGGCUCGGACGCCGACUCGGACUCCGGGGAUGACGACGACCCCCUGGGUCCGGCCGGGGACGGCAGGAGAGGGGUGAAGCGGGAGCGGGCGGAGAUGGAAGCCGCCGGCGCCGGGCAGGAGACCGGCGUGCCGCCGGGGGCAUACGGCGGGGUGUCCGCCGGGGUGGCCGGCGCGAAGCCGGGGAAGAAGACCAGGGGGCGAGUCAAGAUCAAAAUGGAGUUUAUCGACAACAAGCUGAGGCGGUACACAACUUUCAGCAAGCGGAAGACGGGCAUCAUGAAGAAGGCGUACGAGCUGUCGACGCUGACGGGCACUCAGGUCCUGCUGCUGGUGGCGAGCGAGACGGGCCACGUCUACACCUUCGCCACGCGGAAGCUGCAGCCCAUGAUCACCAGCGAGACGGGGAAGGCCCUGAUCCAGACCUGCCUGAACUCCCCCGACUCGCCCCCUCGCUCGGACCCCACCACCGACCAGCGGAUGAGCGCCACGGGCUUCGAGGAGACGGACCUCACGUACCAGGUGUCCGAGUCCGACAGCUGUGGAGAGACGAAGGCUUACGGGGGAGCCGGAGCCUAUGGGGGUCACACAGCUGGAUGGGAUCCUAGUCCAUCAUGGGGCUCUCGCGCACACACAGACACACUGAAGCCCGCCUUCACAGUGGCCAGCCUCCCUGGCACCACCUCUUCCAACCCCACGGCCCCCACCACCUCCACCACCAUGCAGGUCAGCAGCGGCCCCUCCUUCCCCAUCACCAACUACUUGGCGCCCGUCUCGGCCAGCGGCAACACCAACAGCAUCACCAGCGCCAACGGCACAGUCCUCAAGACCACAGGCUCCUCGGGGAGCGUCAUGCAGCUGCCUGGGGGCUUCUUCAUGUCAGGCACUACACUUCCGCCCGGCACCCCCACGAUUCCCAUUGCGCAGAUGCAGUCCCACUCUCUGGCCAUCCAGGGCCAGCAGGGUCAGGCGAUCACAGCCACGGCAUCGCAGGCACAGCAAGGGCAGCAGGCCGUCUUCCGCUUCCCCGCCACGGUCUCUCUCACAGGAGGACCGGUGUCUCAGCAGAUACAGGCAAUCCAGGUGCACCCCUCCACACAGCAGAGCUCGGCCAGCACCAGUGAAAGUGGACCGGAGAUCUCUCAGGCCUCCACCAGCUCUGCAGUCAGCCUUCCCGCCACCAUCGUCACCUCCUCUGUACCCACCUCCAUGGCAGGUCACAUGAUGUACCCCAGCCCCCAUGCGGUCAUGUACGCCUCCACGCCCACGCUGGCAGACGGCAGUCUGGCGGUGCUCAACGCCUUCUCACAGGCACCCUCCGCCAUGCAGGUCUCCCACACGCAGAGCCAGGAGCAAGGCGGAGUCCCUCAGGUUUUCCUCACAGGACCUCCAGGAACAGUGCAGAUCCCAGUCUCCGCUGUGCAGCUACACCCAGUACGGAAAGACGUAUAUAAUAUGGUGCUUGGCCAGCAGCCCAGCAGCAGCAGCAACCUGACCGAGCUGCAGGUGGUCAACCUGGAUGCCCCCCACAAUACCAAAAGUGACUGACUGAUGUGCAGACUCACGGACACACAGGCAUCGAGGCCAGGAAGCCCAGACCUUAUUUUAUAGAGACUGCCGCAACUAUUUAUUGUGAUGCCUUUUUACAGCGUUUGUUCAAACUAUAAGAACAUAGGAAGAACGAGGCGUUGCUGCAAUGUCCUUGGAUCAUGUUCUUGUAUAACUGAGAAUGUCUUUUUGUGUGUGUGUGCUGUUUUUAGUGAACUGUUACUGCAACAUGUGCACACUGCAGGUGCUGCGGCUUCUCACUUCAGCCAAAGAGACAUUCGUUUGUGUGUGUUGUGUUUGUUUGAGAGAUGGGAGGGGGACAGGGCAAGGCAAGGGAACCAAGGAGGUCCGAAAUUGUACAUAAUCCUUUUUUAUUUUGAGAGAGAAACUAUUUUUCGCCUGUUUGUGCAAUGGCAUGUGGCUGUUUUUGUUGUAUUCUUUUCGUUUGUUUUAAGGAAAGUGAGGAGCCAAGGAAUAUUCUUGGGGAGACCUGAGAUAAAGGCCCUGUGGUACAUUGGAACUGAGAGAAUCAAGUGCCAAAUUAGUGCUGUCUCAGUGAAGGGCUCCAGUCCCUCAAAGGUCUUUGUACUGUCAUGAAAGACACCCCUCAGUGGCAAUUGUGUGGCAGCGCACUCUGUAAUGACAGACAAUGUCAACAUGUGGUGCGAGGAGGAAGGGAGGUAUGGCUGUUAACACUGCAUUUGUAUGUUUAACCAAGGUAUUGUUUUACACUGUAUGCAUCCUCGACUGGGUAUUCCCUUGCUGUGCUUUUUCUUUUACUGGACAGCUGCUACCAUGCUCUGCUUGUUUACAAAAUCAGUUUCACAGACUUGCCUUUGCACUCUUUGUAAGAUGAAACUACUGACGUUUGCUGGAAAAUGUCUUCUCCAUGACAAGUCCUCAGUAGGUGGCGUUUCCCUGAACAGCAACCCCCCACCCCAACAUUAAUCUGUAAAACAGAGAGGAGGGGAGGACGAGGUCAGCCAGUCACAGGCCCCACCGCCCCACCCCUCCAGCGUGCCGGGAGAGCACCUGGGCUCCCGCAUCUGUGCCUGUGAGCUGGUGGGAGAGGUCAGAGGGACAGCCUUUCUGUGCAGGCUUGGCCAAAUGAGAUGGGCAGCGUUUCCACAGCUCGAGCAGCCCUUCUCAUCUCUUCCCCAGUUUAAACUGGAGCCGCACCCGAGAGCAUCACGUUCUCCCCUUUGAACAAGACUGUUCCCCCUCCCCUUUUAGUUUAAUAACAAAAACGGGUAUAAGACCAUGAGAAACAUUUUCACUUAUCAGGUUUUUGAACUUGAAUCAAUCAUACAUAUCCAACAUUGUCUGUCUACACUCGCCAAAAACAUAGCAGUAAGAUGUACACUUACGUUUUUUAAUGUAAAUUUAGUUAGGAAAAAUACUUUAAACGAUGACUUUGUACAUGAAAUUAAAUGCAUAUGCUAAAUUGCAUUACUAUAAUCAAACUUUAGUAUUUCAGUGUCUUCAGAAAACAUUUUUGGAGUGGAUACGGUCCACAAUGAUGAUAUGGAAACUCCAUGACUACGUGGUUAUUAGUAUACGAACACAUAGAUGCACUCUGUACUUGAUUACUCAGGAAGCGCUGCCGCUCAGCCCCGUGAGAUGUGGGGGACAGGACUGACCGAGAGAUGGCCUCAAAAACCGCUGCUGGCAGCAGAACAGUACUUGCGCAACCUGGCGACAUCCCAGCGCACAGGCCCAGCCUCAGAUCAGUCUCUCAGCUGCUCUAACCACUGAUCCUGUGGCAAUUGUUUUACUUCUGGCAGCCUGCAAGCCGUAGAAUACUCCAGGAUUCUGUGUGUUACUCCCCAUGCUCUGCAGGAGUGCCUGCUGACCCUGAUUGCCGUGUGAUCUCCAUGGUGACACGGACACACAGCUCGGCUCCAGGGGCCUGAUGUGCAGCCAUAGCCAGGUUCCCCCCCCCCGCUGUCCUGGCGUAACCCCCCUCACGUUUGCUCAUAUGUCCCACUUUUUUUUUGCCACUGUGAAUUGUUCGGAAAUCACAUUUCCUUAUCUGUCCUGUACAGAAUUCAGGAGUAUUACUGUUUUUAUGACCUUGCCCAGUACUGCUCUGUAAAAAUGCACGGACUAUACAGUGUGGGGGUUCUUGUCAGAGUGAUCCUCCUGUGCCCUACCCGAGUUUCUUAUUUAAAUCUCAACCUUCUGCUGAUGAGGUUAUAAAACUUGAGAGGAAAAUGAUUAUUUUCUUAGACCGUGAAUUCCUCUCCUUUUCUAGAAACAGUUUUAAAUAACACAUGCCUGAUGUUUUUAAUAUGGUUGAAAUCUAUGGCCUGGUCAUAGAUCAUGCGAGUUCAGGAGCUUGAUGCAGACCCUUCAGUUGUUUGUCAUAAGUACACAGAUAAAAAUAGUUUAAAAGUUUCUUCAUCAGCGCUCCAUUUCAUAGACACUGCAUACCAGCGUAGGCCUUGAAACCAUGUCAAUGAAACCUCCUCAACUGCAAGUUUUUAUCUUGCUAGAUUGUGCCCCCAGGAAUUCCCAUUGCUCCUGCUCCUGGUCUUGUAUGCUGCUGCAGGAGGAUAUUUGACUGAAAUCAAAGUGCAGUGGGGAGAUUCUACCCAGUGCUGCUGAGCAGAGCCAUUGUGUGUCUGUGUGCGUGUUAAAGGUACUGUGAGAUAGUGUUGGGAGGGCCAGGGGCUGAUGCUCUUGUAUGCUGACAGAGUUGAAUGCAGUAGUUAUUCUUAUAAAAAAUGAGAAGACUGGCUACAGGAAAAACAAUAUGUCGCUAGGUGUUUUGUUGCGAAAUCUGUCAAUCAGACUUACUGUGCAGAUCCUUGGCUCAUCUGGAGCACCUGUGUUUUGAACUCUUUCGGUACUCUUGCACUCUGCCAACAGCUCUGGGGACCCUUUUUCACAAAGAUUAAUUUGGGAGAGGCCUAGAAGUCUGAGAUUGUUUAAUGUUUUUCCAACGGUUCUUUCACUAUUCAUGUUAACAAAACUCCAGUUUCUACUGAAGUCCCUUUGAACAUAACACAAAACAUGAAUCUCAGACUUUGCUCCCCAGCAUAUAUACAUUUCUGUAGACUAAGUCCUUGGUGCUGUUGGUGGUCAAAUUUUACCUUUGAAUCCUGACUUUAAAUUAGGUGUAAAAACGUAAUGCAGGCUUUCCUUCUCUUCAUCAUCGUGGACCUUUGAGUCCAGUCAUGCUUUGGCUUUGAAUGUAGUGGCCCAGACUGGCUCUCCAGAGUCUGAGGCACAAGGCUGUGCCAUUGGAGCUCUUCCUGGCUGCAAGGUGGGGCAGCUCUCACUGUGUUCACUGUGUAUCUGUGUACAUGUGUCCAAAGGCAUUCACAUAGGAACAGCUACUGUAGUUUUUGUACCUUGGAGAUGCAAAAAAAAAAAAAGCCUUGAAAUAUAAUGAAAAAAAUAUUUUUCUAGGUGUUUUGAUUAAAUAUUUAUGUAUUUUAAACCUGGGGGAUGUUCUCUAGUUAUCUCUUUUGUGUGUUAGUUUCGUAUUCCCUCAUUCCUUUGUGGCUGAAUGUUUCUCCUCCGGGCAUGGAGUCGAGAUUCAGGCUGAUUCGGGGUAGUGAUGUUUUCUUUUGGUUAUACAAACAAAUGCCAGUUGAUUCCCAGCACUGAUUGUUUUUAGGCCAAAAUGUUUUAUUUUGAAGUUUCAAUUCAAAUUUCAUGCAUAUACCUAUACAAGUUUUGCCUUUUAUUACUACCUGUGUAAACAAUGCCUCACUCGAAGCCAUUAAACAAUCACAAUGUCUUUUUAGGAACAUUUUGUAUAUUUAACACUUAAAAUCAAUCCAAUGCAAUAAAAAUGCAAUUGUUUAAAAUUUGUUUUUCCUCUCGACUGUCAUCCAACCAUUUAUCUGGUCAGACUGAAUCCUACAGUAUUAAACUUCAGUAUGAUAAUUCCUAUCCACCAAAAUCUUUCUCACACCCUGUCUUGCUGAAGUCUAGUUUUUUUUUUUCCAUUAGUUAAGUGAUUAACAUCAGCAAACCCAGUCUCUACCAAGCACUGAAUUUUAAACAAGACUUGUAUUAAAUUAUAAUUUUGCUCCACACGCUAAACAAAAGACACAGCAUAAACCUUGAUGUAUUUUUUUUAUAAUUAAGAGAAUAGAAAUAUGAAUUGUACACAAGAUGUCUUUAUGAUAUGUGGUAAGAUUAUUCUAAAGAAAACUCGUUUUUUGUAGUUUGUUUUUAUUAACUUCCAGAGUUUGUCUGCGGAGUUUAUGUAUGUAACAUGGUAACUCUGUACAGAGCUUUUCUUUUGUAAAAAAAAAAACAAAAAAUAUAAACAAAAAUCUUCAAUAAAUGUAUCAUUUGUGAA